This is a messenger RNA of Hordeum vulgare subsp. vulgare (domesticated barley), 2805 nucleotides long. Its product is annotated as exocyst complex component EXO70A1-like. Gene Ontology annotation, biological process: exocytosis. NCBI's taxonomy places the organism in Eukaryota, Viridiplantae, Streptophyta, Magnoliopsida, Poales, Poaceae. Gene Ontology annotation, cellular component: exocyst. Bases 313 to 2322 code for a protein of 669 amino acids. Gene Ontology annotation, molecular function: phosphatidylinositol-4,5-bisphosphate binding. The transcript has a single exon. The record is from RefSeq and is a predicted model, not a curated record.
CGCCAUCAUCCUCCUGUCAAUCAACGACUCCGAAAAUUGUCGCGGCAUUCUGCCCGUGCACUGCAACUGCAUACGCCCCGCCCCAAAGCCAAAAGUUCAUCGCUCCCUCCUCCCUUUUUCCUCCGCUUUCCCUUCGCCCUCCGCUGCGCACAUCCUCCCAACCUAAACCCGACGAAACCCCCAGCCGUUUCCAUCGCGAGCAGAGAGAUAGGGGGGAGAGGGAGGGGAUCCGGCCUCCAGGAUCACGCUCCCUCAUUGCGCUCCCCGCCGGAGCGGCGCGUGAGGCUCUCUCUCUCUCUCUUGCCCGGCGCGAUGGAUCAGGACGUGGACGACAGGGCGGCGGCGAGCGUGGCGGCGGCGGCGCGGUCGCUGCGGGCGGGGCUGGAGCGGUCGUGCGCGAUGGGGCAGGCGCUGACGCGCGGGGGGCCGCGGCUCGAGGAGAUCCAGGCGGCGCUGCCGGCGCUGGAGGCGGCCGUGCGCCCGAUCCGGGCGCCGAUGGCGGAGCUCGCGGCGGCGGGCCCGCACAUCGACCGCGCCGUCGGCCCCGCCGCCGCCGUGCUCAAGGUGUUCGACGCCGUGCACGGCCUCGAGCCGCCGCUGCUCGAGCCCGGCGCCGCCGCGCGGGACCUCCCCGGCUACCUCGCCGUGCUCGCCCGCCUCGAGGAGGCCCUGCGGUUCCUCUCGGCCAACUGCGGCCUCGCCGCCGAGUGGCUCGCCGACAUCGUCGAGUACCUCGGCGACCACGACCUCGCUGACCCGCGCUUCCUCGCCGAGGUCGCCGUCGCGCUGGACGGGCUCAGGAAGCCAUCCGGGUACCUCGACGGCGGCCUCCUGGCGGCCGCGCUCGACCUGCUCGAGGCCGAGUUUCGGCGCCUCCUCGCCGAGCACUCCACGCCGCUCGCGAUGCACCAGCAGGGCGCCACCCCCGCGUCCACCGCGCCGCCUCGCGUCCCGGCCGCCGCCGUCCGCAAGCUCAGCCCGAUUCUCGACCGCCUCUUGGCCAAUGGCUGGCAAGACCGGUGCAUCUCUCUGUAUGCCGACGCACGCGGUGGCGUGGUGACCGCCAGCCUCCAUGCUCUCGGCCUCGAUUACCUGCACAAUCCGGCCGAUGACGCCCAGGCGUUGGGCCCUGGUGUUGAGUUGUGGGGGCGGCAUUUGGAGUUUGUGGUGCGCCGCCUCCUCGAGUCUGAGCGUCAGCUUUGCGCCAAGGUGUUUGGGCAGCACAAGGAUGAUGCAUCAGUGUGCUUCGCCGAGAUAGCUUCACGGGCUAGUGUUCUUGAUUUCUUGAGGUUCGGUCGUGCCGCUGCGGACGCUAAGAAAGACCCAAUCAAACUCCUGCGUUUGCUCGAGGUCUUUGAUUCUUUGAAUAAGCUGAGGUUGGAUUUCAACCGGCUGUUCGGCGGAAAGGUGUGUGCGGAUAUUCAGUGCCAGACAAGGGACCUUGUGAAGCUGUUGGUGGAUGGCUCUGUUGAGAUCUUUGAGGAGUUGAUCGUGCAGGUGGAGCUGCAGCGACACAUGCCUCCCCCAGCCGAUGGGGGUGUGCCACGCCUGGUCACUUUCAUUGUUGAGUACUGCAACCGUCUCCUUGGUGAGAAAUACAGGUCUGUGCUUGCACAGGUGCUCAUCAUCCACCGCAGCUGGCGCAAGGAGGUGUUCAGUGACAAGAUGCUCGCUGUCGCAGUGCUUAACAUUGUUAAGGCCCUUGAAGCCAACUUUGAUGUUUGGUCGAAGGCGUAUGGGAAUAAGAUUCAGUCAUACAUCUUCAUGAUGAACACACGCUGGCAUUUCUAUAAGCACGUGAAGGCUACUAAGCUGGCUGAACUCCUGGGUGAUGUGUGGAUCAGGGACCAUGAAAAGUUUAAGGACUUCUAUCUGACGGUGUUCAUGAGGGAUAGCUGGGGGGCGCUUUCGCCGCUGCUCAACCGGGAGGGCCUGAUCUUGUUCUCCAAGGGACGGGCCACGGCAAAGGACCUCGUGAAGCAGCGCCUUAAAACUUUCAACGCUAGAUUCAGUGACAUGUUUCAAGAACAAUCAGCAUGGAUCAUACCGGACAAGGACUUGAGGAGGGAGACAUGUGAUCUUGUGAUACAGGCAAUAGUUCCCCCUUACCGGAGUUACAUGCAGAACUAUGGGCCGCUCGUAGAGCAGGAUGCAAGUGCUAGCAAGUAUGUGAAAUACACUGUCGAUGGUUUGGAAAAGAUGCUUGGAUCGCUCUUCGCGCCCCGUCCCAGGAGGUCCGGGAGCUUCCAGAUUGGGCACUCCAAUGGCAAGAUUACUAGUGCAAUGACGGGGAUGUAUCGGAGUGCUUCCACAGUGAAAUAACCUCAGUUGAGAAAACAGUUGAGGAACCAAGAGAAUGGUUAUAAAAUUUAUGAAAUAACUGGAUAAGGGAGACCAGUUUAUUUUUCACCAGUCGGCUAAGUCAUCCGCCGUGCUGGAAGCGGCAUGUAAUAAUGGACCUGUGAUGAGGGCAUUGCUGUCUGCUGGCAUAUGAACAAUAAGCUCUUAUUGAUGGUGAGCAGAAGAGUAGAAGACUGCUGGAGCAUUUACUUGUGGUUGAGAUGUCGCCCAAGUAACCUUCUCCUCCACUUCCUACCUUCUUUCUGUGGAUCUAUCAGUAUCUCUAGGACCAUGUAGUGUUCUGUUCAGGAACCUCUUUGGUGACUGGAGGAUAUUUAAAUGGCUUGCGGUGUAUGUAAAAUUGGUUGUAAUUUAGGAUGGUUGUAGACAUUUUUUAUCUGGGUUACAUGUGUUACAAGUUGAGCUCCAGUCUGCAACAUAUAUGCAAAACUAGAGUUUCAAGUA